AUGCGCGGAAAAUCGAUAAUGCAUGACUUUCUUAAGACUGAUCAUCACCAUCGUCAUCGUCGUUCACAUCACACAAAAAGCAAAACAUCUGUUACUGAAACCGAUUUUGCUGCAACACCAAUGACAGAUCAGAAAAAGCCAACUGUUUUUAACAAACUAGGACAAAAACUUUCUAGCCUCAAAGAUGAUAUUGCCGAUAAAGUUGAAACAAUAAAACAUUCUCAAAGUAAUAGUAGCAAUAGUUUUAUUAUGAGAACGAAUAUGGAAAGUGACACAGUUGUUAUUGAAAAAAAAGAUCCAUCUCCCUUAUUAUCAGCAACAGCAGCAACAAUAGUUCAUCAAAAGAACCCUGAUGAUGAUGGUAGUGCACUUUCAGGUACCACAGGAGGUCCAGCACAUCUGGCUGUUGCAGAUCGUCAACAUUCAAUAUCAUCACUUGCGAUGGUAUUUGGUAGAGGUGGCGUCACAACGUUGAGUGCUGCCGCUGCCGCUGCUACCACAUCGUUUAUUCGCUCAGAUUCAUAUCGUUUAUUACACGAUCUAUUAUCAACAGAAAAUAGUGCGCAAGCUAAAGAUAUGAUGGUGUCUUCUGUACGGCAAGAAAUGUUUAGUCGAGCACGUGCAACAAGUGAAACUGCAAGUGAAGAUCAUAUUAAUAGAAUCGAUCCACGAGAAAUGACGGCUAAACCAACAACCGUACAUGUAGAUAAAAUGACCGCGAGAAAACCAACAAUGCUGUUAAGCGGACCAAAAUUUAGAAAUCAUACCGUUGAACCAGAAAAUCAAUUAAAAAGAGACACAAUUAUGCGAAUAUCGAUUAUUGUUGGUGUAAUAUCAUUAAUAAUUACAUUAUGGAAACCAAUAUCAUCAUUUUUCAGCGGUUUUACCAUCGGCUUUAUGUUUGCUGCCGCUAUUUGUAUUAUAUUAAUUGAAAUGUACAUGAAUGCUAAAGCGGAUGAAAGUAUUGUGCAUGAAUGGAUUGAUUUUCCCGAAUUAGAACAAAUUUUAUCAGAAAAAGCAGCGAAAGAAGACAAAUCCACAUCUCUUCAUACUUGUGGUGAGAUUAUAUUUGGGCGUUAUGAUGUCGAUCGUGAUGAUCAAUUUGUUCGUUAUCCAUGUGUUAUUCGUCUAGAACAAUAUCGUCUUAUUUUACAGCUACCCACAAAGGCAAUUGCUGAAUCAGAAAAGAAAGAGAAAGAAAUCAAAUUUGUUGGUUAUAGAGAAUAUCUGAUUAAAGAAGCCAAUUUAAUUCUUGUACCAGAAGCAACGCUAACACGUAUAAAAUAUUGGCUAUGUGAAUAUCCAAUCGUCGUACAAAAUUUACAAAUAUUAGAUAAACAAAUAUUUAGUAAACAAAAUUUAGAAAAAUCAAAAUUUGAUACAGAUGAUUUUUUUGAUAAUCCAUCAACAACAUUAUCGAUAUUUUUCGAAACUGGACCAGAAAAAGAAGAUUGGUUUCAUAAAUUAUCAUUGGUUAUACGAAAAGGAAAAGAUGAAAUUGAACGAGCAAACCGCUUAUUAAUGGGUGCUCCAUCGGCUCCUGGUAUUCAGACUUCAUCAUCGACUGACAGUGUAUCUGUGACUAUUGCUGAAAUGCCAAUACCAUUCGCUGCUCGAUCGACCGAAACUCGUACGUUAUUAAAUGAACGUGUUCAAAUGAAAGAAAUGGAGAAUGUUGGUCCUCCAUAUGCCGACACAAUGAAUUCUGAUAAAGUACAGACGGACUUAUUACGUGAACAAAUAACUAAUGAACAUAUUCGAAAUGAUAUUGCACAAGCGAAAGUCCAAGUCGAAGAAUUGAGACGUGAAAAUAUUGAAAAAGAUAGUAAAGACAGUAAAAAAACGAAAGAUAGUGAUAAAGACGCAACUGGGACACAUCGUACAGCAUCAAUGAAAAAGAAAUACAAAAAACAAGAAGAAACGUUAGAGUUAUUAUUAAAAUCGAGCGAUUGUUUAGAUGAGGCAGCAAUAACAAUGAAUUUUCUUGCUAGAAGAUUAUUUUGUGAUAUAUUCGAAGAACCAUUAUUCAAAGAUUUGUUAAAAGAAAAAGUUGAAUUAAAAUUAAAAGAAAUUGCCAUUGCCGUAUUAGACGAAUUGAAAGUUGAAAAGAUUGAUUUGGGUCAUACAUUUCCUGUCAUAUUGAAAGUUGAACCAAUGCAAUGGAAUACAAGAGGAAUAUGGUUUAAUCUAUUUUUAUUUUAUCGUGGAAGUUUUAAAAUAACUAUCAAAACAAAAUUACGCUUACAAAAAUUACUUCAUUAUAAUCCUACUCAUGAUGAUCCGAUGUUUCAACAACAUCGUUCAGCACAACUAGUGCAUAAACUAGAAGAGAAAAUUGAUAACGAUGAUGUACAAGCGCAACAAAAACUUUUGGCUAAGGAACCUGAAGUGCCAGAAAACGUUGCAUCACGUAAACUUGGCACAUUAUUGCAAAAACUUGCAACAAGCAAACAUUUUCAACGGUUUGCAGCACUGAAACCAGUUGCUGGUGUGAUCGAAAAACUAUCUGGCACAGAGGUUGGGGUCAAUGUUGAAUUAACAAGUUUCUCUGGUGUGAUGACAAUCAAUAUUCCUCCACCUCCAAGUGAUCGUAUCUGGAUUGGUUUCCCAGAAUUACCUGAUUUAGCUCUCAAAGUAACACCAGUAUUUGGUGAAAGUAAAUAUUCAUACAAUAUUAUACACGAUUUUCUAGAAGCGCGUAUCAAAGACGAAAUGAAACGUUUACUUGUAUUACCAUCCAUGGAUGAUCAAUUAUUACCAUUCUUUCGUGAUUGGGUUAUUGAUGGUGAAAUUGCAUCUAAACCUGCUAAUCCUUUGACUGAUAAUGUUAAAACGUCUCAAAAUCAAUCUAGUUUUCGUGAACAUUUGAUUGAAUAUAAUUCUUAUAAAGAUCUGAAUCAAGCAAACGGAUCAAACGUCACAGGCAUUCCAUUUACAUCUAGUGAAAAAAUCUCAUCUUCAUCUCCAAAAAAAUCACAUCACUCUCACAAAAAAUCAAAUGAACAAAAUCAAGAGAAUACUACAGAGAACAUGUCAGAAUUUUGA
Didymodactylos carnosus is the source of this 3045-nucleotide messenger RNA. The record is from the annotation of a GenBank genome assembly. Lineage: Eukaryota; Metazoa; Rotifera; Eurotatoria; Philodinida; Philodinidae.